GCUUACAUAGCACCAGAGCCCUCCGGUUUCAAUCUCUUUCUUGUGAUCAUAUCUCAUAAUUUCAACUCAAAGAACCGAACCAAAGCACCAGAACAAUGCAGAUUACCCCUCAAUUGGAUUAUAUUGAAUAUACAUUGGAUUGGAUUGAACACACUUACUAAAUGGUCCCAUUCCUAAUUUUUUAAAUUUCGUGUUGGCUUACAAUUACACACUAAGGUCAACUUCGUAAAAUUUAGAAAAUAACAAAAGUUUGGUCUGUUUUUGAUUGUAAUACUCUUUUUAACGUAUCAAAGCAGCAAUUAUUGGAAUGUUCACCUUGAAAAUUGGUGAAUAUGUUGAAGAGACGUUUUACUAGAAGCAAAAAUAUUUGUAUAAGAUUAGUAAGUCCACCAAUAUAAAUAUAGGUGGCAGAAUUUCAAACAAUGGAGACGCUUGUUGCCAUAGCAAUCAGUAUACUGACAGCUAUAUUUGUGGCUGCGUUGGUUGGACUUAUGAUGAUAUGCAGGCACAAACAUUGCAGAAAAUCGGACCAUAUUUCGUCACAGCUUAGAGAAAACAGGCCAGAAAAUCAACUUAUUACCAACAUGGAAGUUGAUCAUCCCACAACUGAUUUGGAAUUGGAUGAUGUAACACCAAAUCUCGACAGCAUCCUGAAUGACAACAAUUGGGUCGACGAUGUCUCAGGUCUGGCACCACACUGUCUCGAGAUACUUCGCACUUGCCACCUAUUGACUGAAAAACUGGUUGGCAUGACAAUGGGGAGAAAUCAGUUUCCAGAAACUAUGACAGAUGUUGUUGUCGCAGCUAAGAGGAUCUCCCCUCGUGUUGACGAGGUUGUCAGAGCAACAUAUCCUCCCUUGGAUCCACGGCUACUAGAGGCAAGAUGCACUGCCCUUGUGUUGUCUGUCAGCCAUCUUGUUUUAAUCGUGAAGAACGCAUGCCGAUUGUCUGGUGUCUUAGAUUGGAUUGACCAAUCACUGGCUGACGUGGAAGACCAUCUUAAGGUACUACGUGCUGCCAGUGAAGCAUAUGAACAGAGCAACCGUAGUGGACAAGGGAGCCCAAGUAAUGGCACCAGCACCUUAUCAGCCGCACCACCAACUACAACAGAGCCCUCCUCCCCAAGCAUGUCUGCAAUCUCAUCUCCCCAACAUAGCCAGCAACUUCAACAGGGCAUCUAUGAGCAGAAUGUAUCACCUUUGAACAUUGAGACAUCACCUGGUUCCGUACCACACAGCCCUCCACAGUUGAAUUCCCCUGAUAUCAUGCCAUUGAAUUCAAUUACAAAUAAUAAUAAUAACAACCCAGAUGUAACAUGUUAAAAACCAAAUUAAUUCCAAGUAAACAACUGCCUCAAGCAGGCGUUUUCCUGACAUACUCCACCUUACAAUGGUUUUGAGGACUUGUCUCUGUUGGCCAAAUAGACUUCUACGCAGUUGGAAUUCGAUGUAACAAAAUAGCAUUCCAUGUUAUCAGCUUUAUAGGUGUGUAUUGUAAAAUGCUAAAGAUUCGAUGCAUAUAUCAGCCAUGCAUAUUUUUCCUCUCAUCCAUGUUUAACUCUUUUCUGCCCAACUGGUGUGAUUGUUGUGUUUACUGCAAUGUCUUGGCUUGAAUAUCUCUAUUUUUGCUGUAAUUUUGGCUUUUAAUUCAAAAGAAUUGAAUGUAUUUCCAUAUAUAUAUAUAUGUAUCAAUGACAAAAGUGCUUAUUGUAAUGAAACAUUUCCUAUAAUUCUGGGCAGGAAAGAGUUAAAAGCUAUAUCGCCUAAAUGA
Messenger RNA from Owenia fusiformis, 1770 nucleotides. The record is from the annotation of a GenBank genome assembly. Lineage: Eukaryota; Metazoa; Annelida; Polychaeta; Sabellida; Oweniidae.